This is a messenger RNA of Cryptomeria japonica (Japanese cedar), 702 nucleotides long. RefSeq lists its product as uncharacterized. Lineage: Eukaryota; Viridiplantae; Streptophyta; Pinopsida; Cupressales; Cupressaceae. The record is from RefSeq and is a predicted model, not a curated record. The annotation marks the transcript as partial. The transcript has 2 exons.
UCAAAUUUGCCUGGCUAUGGACAAUCCACAGGAAAGCCCAGCGAAAAGAAUUGUUAUGCAGAUAUAGAAGCCACAUUAAGAUGUUUGAAAGAGAAAUAUGGAGUACAGGAGGACCGAGUUAUACUUUAUGGCCAGUCUAUAGGAAGUGGCCCUUCUGUUGAUUUAGCAGCAAGAAUGAACAAACUGGGAGGGGUUGUUUUACAGGGUGCAAUACUUUCUGGAUUACGUGUUAUCUUCCCUGUGAAGAAAACCUACUAUUUUGACAUUUUUAACAAUGUGGAUAAGAUUGAAAGGGUGAAUUGCCCUGUGCUUGUCAUGCAUGGUACUUUGGAUGAAGUUGUGGAUUUUUCGCAUGGAGAACAGCUAUGGGAUCUUUGCAAGGAAAAGUUUCAGCCCUUGUCGGUUAUGCAUGGGAGACAUAAUGAUUUGGAGAGCUUUAGGGUUUUUUCUUCACAUCUAAAAAAGUUUUUGUCCAGUGUGGAGAGAAGACUACUUUUGAGUAGUACUAGUGAAAGUUACAGGCAAGAACCUUCCAUUGAGCAUUUAAGAUGCCCACUAACUUUGAGUGUUGAACAGCGUUCAAAUUCAAAAAUUUCUCCCACGCAAAUUUCAGUGGAUGUCCGUAUAAAUUCCAUCGCAGCCCGUGGGCAGUUUUUGUUUCCCACCGCUCUCCUGGCCUAUGCUAAAAUGGGAGCUUUCUGA